UAUUCCAGAUUGACAGACUGCCCCCCACUCUCCUAUUUAUUUCCUCUCUGAAGAAGAAGAAGAACGACAAGAAGAAGAAGAAGAAGAAGAAGAAGAAGAAGAAGAAGAAGAAGAAGAAGAAGAAGAUGAUGAUGAAGGGCGUGGAGGAUUUGAAGCCGUUGAUUGCGAUGGUGGCCGUAGAUUUGGGUUUCGCCAUAGUGAAUAUUCUGCUGGAGACAGUUCUCGAUCAUGGAAUGAACCAUUUGGUUCUCAUCACUUAUCGCCUCGCCAUCGCUGCCAUUUCCUUGGCCCCCAUCGCCUACUUUUAUGAAAGGGAUGGCCGAAAUAAACUCUCCUUCCGCAUCCUCUGUUACUUGUUCUUCAGCGCCAUUGUUGGGGCUUCGCUGACCCAAUACUGCUUUCUUCUAGGCAUCCAACACACGUCGGCUACUUUCGCCUGUGCAUUUAUCAACAUAGUCCCUGUCGCCACUUUUCUUCUGGCUCUUCCAUUUGGGCUGGAGACGUUGAAUUUGAAAUGCAGCAGUGGGAAAGCGAAGAUGGUGGGGACGGUGGUGUGCAUCUCCGGCGCGGUGCUGCUGACGGCGUACAAAGGGCCGGCUCUGGCGAACGGUUCGUACGCGGAGAAGAAAGUCGCCGCCGCAGCCGCAGCCCACGGCGGAGCGAAGAAGCCGAGGGCGGAGAGCUGGACGGUGGGGUGCAUAGCGCUUGUGGCCGGAACUCUGCUGUGGUCGUCGUGGUUUCCCCUGCAGUCGAACAUCGGGAAGAGAUAUCCGUACCAGUACUGGAGCACCGCCAUCAUGUCGUUCUUCGGCGCCGCCCAGUCGGCGGUGCUGAGCCUCGCCACCGGCGCCACGCUCUCGUCUUGGGCCCUCGAUGGCAACAUUAAAAUCCUCACCGUUGUCUACUCUGGGAUGAUCGGAUCGGGGCUGUGCGUGGUGGGAAUGUCAUGGUGCGUUAAAAAGAGAGGUCCAGUUUUCACGGCGGCGUUCAGCCCACUGGUUCAGAUAAUGGCUGGCAUGUUCGACAUCCCCAUUCUCCACGACCCACUCUAUCUCGGAAACUUGUUGGGGUCGGUGAUUGUGAUAGUUGGACUCUAUAUUCUGCUGUGGGGGAAGAACAAGGAAAUGAAGAAUUGUGCUUCAAAGGUGGUGGUGAUGGAGGGAAUUGUAACUGCAACUGCUCAAGAUCAACAAGAUCAUCAAACGAAGGAAUUACAAGAGAUGAAAGAAUUACAAGAUCAUCCCUAGGAGGAAAAAAAAUAUGCCUACAGAGAUGGAGGUUGGGUUUUGUCUUUCAAACAGUGUCAACUUAGAAGAACAAGAAAAAAGAUGAAGGAAAAAAGUUCAAACAAAGAAAGAAGUAGGUUUUUUAACGUUCAGUUUCUUCAGACAAGCUCCCGUGUCAAAAGAAAUACUAAACAUUGUAAUAUUAACUACUUAGGGCACGUUUUGUUUAGUGGUAAUCUAAGAUAUCUAUUUUAUAUGGAUAUUUAGAUUAUCAUGUUUGUAUCGUGUUAAUCUUAGAAUAGUCAAGCAUCGAUAGAUGUUGAGUAUCUUAGAAAGUCCCAUUUUAAGCUAUUUUAAUUUUUGUCUAAAAAGAGAUAGACUUUUUUAGGGUA
This is a messenger RNA of Momordica charantia (bitter melon), 1618 nucleotides long. Its product is annotated as WAT1-related protein At3g30340. Gene Ontology annotation, cellular component: membrane. The record is from RefSeq and is a predicted model, not a curated record. Gene Ontology annotation, molecular function: transmembrane transporter activity. Lineage: Eukaryota; Viridiplantae; Streptophyta; Magnoliopsida; Cucurbitales; Cucurbitaceae.